AUGUUAAACAAGCCGCCCUUGAAGCUUCGGAAGGAGACGCUGGAGCAAGAUGCCGACAUCCGACAGCUCCUGGCAUCCUCAGCGCUGCAGACCCCCGCGGAUGUACUGGAGCGAGGUGGAGGAUGGACCUUGGUGGUGAAUCACUUGCAGAGCACAUCACCGCAACUACAGGCCCUGCACCAGCAGGUCUUCGCGCUGACUGGCCUCAGUGGCGGAAUGAAUGCCUAUCUGACACCACCAGGUGCCAUUGGCAAGCCCCCACAUGUUGAUGAUCACGAUGUGCUCGUGUUGCAGCUGGCGGGCGAGAAGAAGUGGCUGCUGCUGGACAGUGCUACACGAGAGCUUCAGGAGGAGGUUGUCCUCCAUGCGGGAGAUGUGCUCUACCUGCCCCAAGGGAUUCCACACCACGCAGCCGCACGAGAGGGCACCUCACCCUCGCUCCAUGUGGCCCUGGGCCUCCACCGACUGCCCCUCAGUACGGCUUUCGUCCUUGCUGCAAUGCUGACGCUGAGCAGCGAGGCUUCCUGCAGGGUCCCAGCAGCUGGCGCGCGGCUGCCGGCCUCUGUCGUGGAAGAGAUGGAAGGUCGUGGGCAGGCCUUUGCCGCCUUCGGCACACGUGAGCAUUGGCUGCACCAGCUUCUGCCGCAGCACCUUUCCCUGGUCGGAUCCUUAACCCCGGACGACUUGGCCGAGGAGCAAAGUCUCCUUGCUGGCAUGGCAAGCAACCUCCGCGCUCGAGCUGCGGAGCUGGCUGAGCUCAUUCGAGGCGCGGCACCCUGCCCAGACAGGCGGAAGGCUCUCCUCCGGGCUGCAGCUGCAGGCAGCGAUGCUGAGCUGCUAGAGGUUGCGCAGCUGCCUGACAAGGAGUUCAUCGACCUGGCCCUGAAAGCCUUCUGGGCACGACGGGAGCAUGUUCUGGACCAGCACUUUGCCCAACAUGGGCCCUUGCCAUCGGAUGCAGCCUGCGAGGAUGGUUUGGAGCUUCGCUGGCGAAAGCGUCCAAACGUGGCGGCGUUGCUGCGGCCAGGAGGCGUCUUGAGGGUGAAUGGCUUUCGCCUUACCGAGCUCGAAGGCCCGUCCCUCGACGCAGCUGCGUGGUUCUUGCGCCGGAGCACCGGCAGCGUGCAGGAGAUGCCGCAGAGGCUUCGCGCUGUGGGUCGGGAUGUCCUCCGUCGACUGAUUGCGUGCGGGUCAUUGGAGCCCGUGGCCUAG
Molecule: messenger RNA, 1212 nt
Organism: Symbiodinium natans
Lineage: Eukaryota; Dinophyceae; Suessiales; Symbiodiniaceae
Source: the annotation of a GenBank genome assembly